This is a messenger RNA of Megalopta genalis, 4953 nucleotides long. The record is from RefSeq and is a predicted model, not a curated record. NCBI's taxonomy places the organism in Eukaryota, Metazoa, Arthropoda, Insecta, Hymenoptera, Halictidae.
AGGUUCGCGAAAUCCGUGUUGCUCGCGCAGGUACAGCCCGUGCCGGGCGUUCAAACUGGAGCUGAACGAGGUGAACGAUCAGGCAGGUCAGCGGGAGGUGAUCGCUGAGAACUUGCAGGCGAACGUGCUCAGGGAGCUGAACAUCCUCGUGAAGGACUUCAAGGAGGACAGGAAGAAGCACCUGCAGGAGGGCGCCAGGCUGAUGGCGACCCUCGCCGGACAGAUCGGGAAUCUGGAGCGGGCCAGGAAGGCCUACGAGAAGGCGUUCCGCGAGGCGGAGAGGUCCGUCGAAAACUACCAGAGGGCGGACGCGGAUCUGCAUCUAUCCAGAGCGGAAGUGGAGAAACAGAGGAUGAACAUGACGCUGAAAACGCAGCAGAGCGAGGAGGCGAAGACCGAGUAUGCGAACCAGCUGCAAAAGACGAAUGAAAUGCAGACGUUGCACUAUCACACGGCCAUGCCAGAGGUGUUCCAACACCUUCAGGAGCUGGACGAGAAGAGAAUAAAGAACAUGCGGAACUACAUGCUGAAGUCCGUGGAGAUCGAGCGAGCAGUCGCGCCGAUAAUCGCGCAAUGCUUGGACGGCAUCGAGAAGGCCGCGAACGAGAUUAACGAGAAAGAGGACACAAUGAUGGUGAUCGAGCGCUAUAAGAGCGGGUUCCAGCCGCCGGGAGAUUUCCCGUUCGAGGACCUGUCGGUCGCCAAAACCUACGACAGCAAUAGUCAGCUGUCGCAGCCGGUGAUGCAACCGAUACACAACCACCUGACGGCGAAGGGCACCGUUUCCGGUGGCAAGAUCAAGAAGAGGGUCGGCCUCUUCGGCAUAUUCAGCAGCAACAAGAAGUUGAUCGAGGUGUGCAUAGCUUUAAAGAACAACGUGCCUGGAUACGGGGACGGGGCGAAGGAGGACUGCAGCGAUCUGCCGCCGAACCAGCGCAAGAAGAGACUUCAGCAGAGGCUCGACGAAAUUCAAGCGAAAAUCCAGCAAGAGACAGCGGCGAGGGACGGUCUGAUGAAGAUGAAGGGCGUGUACGAACAGAACCCGGCACUCGGCGAUCCAAUGAGUAUAGAAGGACAACUGAAUCAAUCGAGCAACAAGCUGGAUAAACUCGGCGCGGAGCUGGCAAAGUUCCAAGGUUAUCUCGAAGAAGCGAUGCGCGCCGGCGUCAGUCUGUCCAGUCCCAGUCAAGCUCCGCGAAAGCCCACCAGCAACGGAUCCGCGACCAGACCGUUGAGUUCCAGAAGAUCCAGCCAUUCGGGGGGAGAGGAGAGCCUCUCGAGAUCAGCGUCCGACUCCAGUGUGAGCAACGCGAACGCCAAUCAACCGAUACACAAGAAAAGUGCCCCCGGCACACCGCAACCCACGCACGGUUCCACGAAUAGCCCGGAAUCUGGUCUCGGGGAAUCGAGGACGUCUCUACCUGGUAGCGGCGGUGAAGAAUAUUACGUUGACGAGAUCGAUGCACAGCCACCAUUGGGAACGUGUAGGGCUCUAUAUCCAUUCGACGCUACCAGCGAGGGAUCCAUACCGAUGUUCGACGGCGAAGAGCUGUACAUGAUCGAGUUGGACCAGGGGGAUGGCUGGACUCGGGUCCGACGCAUCUCGCAACCGAUAGAGGGCUUCGUGCCUACAUCUUACAUCGAGUGCCACCUGUUUAACACUUAGCCGCUGCUUCUAGGACGUUAAACGAUUACGAAGCGAGCGGCGAGUCGCGCGAAUGAAGAUGCGAGGGUCUUGAAACGCUAUUCGGUUCAGUGCGAUACAUUGAACGUCGAAGAAUAGCUACCUUGCGAGAUUUCCCGGCUGAAGGGUCUUGUGUUGGUUGAUAGGCACAUAGGAUUUCCGGAACACUGCUACGUUGUAAUCGUGGGCCUAAACGUUACCGUACGAUUCUCGUAUUUACGUACGAGCGUAAAGAUUCCGAUGAUGUGCCAACGGGUUCGACAUGCCUGGUAAGAUCGAUAGAUUGUGCGAAAUGUUUAGUCAAUUACGCCCAACGCGCUACCCUCUGUCCUCCGUGUCGUCAAUCGAACGAGACAUAAGGAAUGAAGGAUGUUAGGAAAGAAGGAGGGAGAGGAGAACAAGCUCGAGCUCCGGCUUGUUAACGAACCUCGACUCAAUGAAUCCUGAACAGGAUAAUCAAGAUUGACCGUAGAGAAAUCGGUCGCCCACGCAUCGGAUACUUCUGAAGUACGGUACCGUUUUCUAUGAAGAAGCACACCCUGAUCACGCUUGACCAGCCUUGGAAAUGUGCCUCUGUACUUUGGUCGUGCACAGCCGAACAAUUAGCAAACACACUGCUGAACGAAAGUAACAUACUUUUCAUAUACCACGUAAUAACGCGCUCCGCCUAUACACGCGUGUCGAAUAUACACGAACAACAGAAUAUUGUGCGAUUGUUGUGUAACUGUACGAAUUUUCUCUAUCUUGUUUCCCCUGUAUAUCGAUUCGAUUGUGAAGCAGGCGACUCAUGGACGAUUCACACACUAUCUCCGCCGACGACCAAGAAACCUGCUAACGCUCUCAACUAUUCAUUUUGUUCGCGUGGACAUGCUACAGCACACCUAUUAACCGGGCGAUCUUUCAACGCUGAACAAAGGCAGGCUCUCUCUUUCAGCAUAUUAAACGAGAAGCUGCUCGAAAGAUACGCACUCAAGUACAAAGGACGAGCGCACUCGUCUUCCACGGUUAACAGGUGACCAGAAGAAAGUAUACUCGUACACGUUAACGUUUCUUGUCUCCGCCGAUGAUAGCGUAUGCGACCAUUUUACAAUUCUGUUGAGUCGUUAUCGUCUUCUAUUGUUGUAUUAGUUUAUUAAUCGACGUCUUCGUUUUUAAGCUCAAGAUGAGGGUGAUUAGGUGGUGCUCUGUACAGCAAGUAGACCUCGACGAGUGGUCGGCAAACGAGUUUUGUUUCUACGAUGUUGCCUGAAUGUGAAUUUAGUUAGGAUAUAUUUCUGUACAUAUUACAAAGGGAUAUGGGAGGAAGAACGGGAGCGAGUGGUACACGUGUGAGUGCCAGGUUCGAUGUAUUCUGCGAGCCGUUGAGUCUCCCUCCGUCGACGGGAACAAUGCGUAAAACAAUGGCAUUUCCGAAACAACCUCCACUUUUCUUUUUCUUCUGCUCCUCCUUCUUCUAGAUCGUAUGAAACGCUAGAGUCUCCGCAUGUUUCGAGGGAGAGCUCAACCGCGCGCCGCGUUACAAAGCCUAGAUUCGUCCUAGAUUCGAUUGCGAUGUAUCGGAGUCGUGUAGUCGUAUAUAUUCUCGCGUAUCAAAGGUAUGUCUAUGUAUAUAAUUAUAUCCAUAUACACGUAUACAGGUUUUUCAUGUUCACGCUAAUACUAGCCAGCAUUUUUCUUGCAAAUGAUAAACAUUGGGAAAAAUUGAAACAGAAUAAAGUUAUACUGUCUUUUUUUGCAAUGAAUGUAAUGGUGUCUGUAUUUUUUUCCAUCUGCAUCAUUUAAAAAAAAUUUGUUUUCAAUGUUUACUAUUUGCGAGAACAACGCUGGCUAGUGUAGCAUGAACACCCUGUAUAUUUAUGUAGAAUCUUGGAAGAGAAAAAAAGGAACCGCCCACGGGACUCGAACACGUGACCUAUUCACUCAUUGUAGCCGAUCGACUCCAUCAAACUUCUUCAUUAGAAUCUUCUGCUUCUAAAUUUUCCUCCUCUUAUUCCGAUUCAGACUCUUCUUCGUCGGAUUCGUCACCGCUUUCGGAUUGUGCGAUUCGUACUCUUCUUAUUCCUUUUCUAUGUAAGUUCCUUCAGCUAGCUUCAUAAUGCAUAUGCCUUCGUUGUUUUUAUCUGGUUUACAUUUUCUUCUCUUUCUAUGACUGUUUUAUCUGCUUCCUUUAUUUCCAUACACGAAUCUAUGCUAUGCUUGUGCGUAUUCGACGUACCAGUACUUUCCUUGUAUGUACUCAUUGUUACUUUUUAUUUUUCUUCGAGUAGUACUUUCUUCACAAUUCAUGUGGCGAUCACUAACUUAAUUUGCUUUCACUUUCGCUUGCGUGAAACUGUAUAAUUUCAACGAAUGCCUCGCUUAACGUCAUUUGUAUCCGUUUUCGUAUACGGUACCACUGCCGCAUCUCAUUUUUGCGGUUUUACGUACAAAAAAGUUACGUACUUUUUACUUUUUAAUCCCAGCUGAGUCCCUAAAUGUAUAUCGGCCAUUGUAACCGAUGAAUGACGACGCGGAUUCGAGUUCCGUGGGUGGUUCCUUCUUUUUUCUCCAAGGUCCAACAUUUAUAUAUAUAUAUAUAUACAUACACAUAUAUAUAUAUAAAUAUAUAUAGUACUAUAAUCACUCAUUAAAAAAGAAUGUAGCUUCGAUAUACAAGAUAUGCAAGUGUACGCAAGUGUAAUACCGAGUAAACGUGAAAAAGAGAUCAGUGGCUCUCUCCUCUGCCGCAGCUGCUGCCAGUUCAAUAGCUAUUACUUGUGUCGCUCCGACGUACGCAAUCUUAUUGUUAAGUCUUGAAUCGCGUGUUUGUGUCGAGGGAUUGAUGGAGCAAAGCAAAUGGCAAGACUUUCGUAAAGGCCUUUUUCUUUUCUCCCUGUCUCUGUUUUCUUCGAAUCCGUCGCAUAGUCACGAUACCGCUGACAAAGCUUGCAAGUUGGAUUACACGGAAGCCACGGUGAUCAACUUCAUUACUAUUUGCCAAGAAGUACUUUUCGCUCUAGCAUACCAAUCCCUCACAUCGCGCCUGUGUAUCACACUUCGUGAAAGUGUAAAAGAGAAUCGUUUACGAUGGUACGAGAAAUGGAAUUAAAAGAAAGUCCGUAACGUCUACCUUAAUUCUUAAAAUUAAACCGCGUUCAUUCUAUGUAUAUUUUGUGAUUUUAUAUUCAUGAACAAGUAUUGUAGAUAAUUAACUCUGUGACUCAUACGUUUAAUUAUUAUUAUUAUUAAUUAUUAUUAUUAAUACUGAAAAAAUACAGGUACUAAACCAA